Molecule: messenger RNA, 1322 nt
Organism: Spathaspora passalidarum NRRL Y-27907
Lineage: Eukaryota; Fungi; Ascomycota; Pichiomycetes; Serinales; Debaryomycetaceae
Product: peptidylprolyl isomerase
Exons: 1
Coding region: 19-1266 (415 amino acids)
Cellular component (GO): nucleolus; chromatin
Molecular function (GO): macrolide binding; peptidyl-prolyl cis-trans isomerase activity
Source: RefSeq, a predicted model, not a curated record
ACAUCAGUUUGUACAACCAUGUCUGAAUUCCAAUUACUUCCAACUGCUACCUACAACUUGGCAUUGAAGCCAUUCGACCCAGCUGCUGCCAUUGAAGAUGAAUUUCCAGUCACUAUUAGACUUACUUUAGCUGCUGUUGAUCCUGAAGCUGUUGAUGAUAAAGAAGAGCCAUCCACUUUGAGAUUAUUAAAGAGACCUCUUUUGAUUGACGAUGAUGAACUUGAUUUACUCGAUGACGAAGCUGAAGAAGACGACGAAUUGGACGAAGAAGAAGAAGAAGAAGAAAAGGUCACUAAGAAGUCCAAGAAGGAUGCCGAUGAAGACGACGACGAAGAAGAAGAAGAUGAUGAUGAAGAAGACGAAGAUGAUUUGGAUGACGAUGAUGUUGAAGAAUUCGUCAUCUGUACUCUUUCUCCAAAGGUUCAAUUCCAACAAACUCUUGAUCUUACCAUCACUCCUCAAGAACAAGUUUAUUUUGUUGUUACUGGUUCUUACCCAAUUCACUUGACUGGUAACUUCAUUGAACAUCCAGCUAAUGAUGAUGACGAUGAAGAUGAAGAUUACGACGAAGAUGAGUAUGAUUUGACUCCAGAUGAAGAUGAAAUCAUUCAUGGUUACGACUUGAAUGAAGAGUACGACGAAGAAUCUGACGAAGAAGAAGCCAAGAUUGAAGAAGUCGGCGACGAAGAAGAAGAAGAAGAAGAAGAAGAAAAGCCAAAGAAGAGAGCUGCUGAGGAACCAAAGGAAACCAAAAAGUCUAAGAAGGCUAAGAAGGACGACAAGAAGGUUAAGUUCACUAAGGAAUUAGAACAAGGUCCAACCGGUUCAACCUUGGUUGAAGAAAAGAAGGAAACCAAGAAGGAAUCUAAGAAGGAAUCUAAGAAGGAAACCAAGAAGGAAGAAGCCAAGGAAGACUCCAAGAAGAAAUACCCAACCAAGACCUUAUUAGGUGGUGUUGUCACUGAAGACCGUAAGGUUGGUUCUGGUACCACUGCCAAAUCCGGUAACAAGGUUGGUAUCAGAUACAUUGGUAAGUUAAAGAAUGGUAAGGUUUUUGACAAGAACACUUCUGGUAAGCCAUUUGCCUUCACCUUAGGUAAGGGUGAAUGUAUCAAGGGAUUCGACUUAGGUGUUGCUGGUAUGGCCGUUGGUGGUGAAAGAAGAGUUGUGAUUCCAGCCAAGAUGGGUUACGGUUCUCAAGCUUUACCAGGAAUUCCAGCCAAUUCCGAAUUGACCUUUGACAUUAAAUUAGUUUCAUUGAAAUAGAGUUAGUUUUCAUAUAGUCGUAAAGAAGAAAAAAAAAUAAAGUUGAUUUACAUAUU